Molecule: messenger RNA, 1573 nt
Organism: Erinaceus europaeus (western European hedgehog)
Lineage: Eukaryota; Metazoa; Chordata; Mammalia; Eulipotyphla; Erinaceidae
Gene: SDCBP2
Product: syndecan binding protein 2
Exons: 9
Coding region: 187-1095 (302 amino acids)
Cellular component (GO): cytoplasm; plasma membrane
Molecular function (GO): protein binding
Source: RefSeq, a predicted model, not a curated record
GGCAGAGGGCAGGCACCACCAUUCCUAGAGCAGGUAGCUGGCUAGCAGGAACCCAGCUGUGACAAAGGCCAUCACCUUCCAGGCAAGGAACAGACUCUUUUCACAGAAGGUGAAGGACGUGAAGCAGCACGUCUGCAGGUAAUUGGUGGGACCCAGUUGUAUCUGAGAGUGUUCCAAGGAGCAGCCAUGUCUGUCCUGUACCCGUCUCUGGAAGAUCUGAAGGUGGACCAGGCCAUUCAGGUCCAGGCCAGAGCCAUGCCCAGGAUGCCCACCUUGCCAGACCAGGAGACUCCCACCAUACCAGGACAAGGGACAGCUGUCUCCCAGUCUUCAGCUCUGUACCCAAACCUUGCUGAACUGGAAAAUUAUAUGGGUCUUUCCCUCUCCAGCCAAGAAGUCCAGCAGAACCUGCCUCAGAUUGCAGAAGGUGCUGGUACUGUCUCGACAGUCUUGGGCCCCUUCUCAAGCCAGGUGGUGGCGCCACUAUCCGGAAACAACCUGGGUGCACGGCGUGCAGAGAUCAAGCCUGGGGUGCGUGAGAUCCACCUGUGCAAGGACGACCGAGGCAAAACUGGUCUUCGGCUGAGGGCCAUCGACCAGGGGCUCUUUGUGCAGUUGGUCCAGGCUAAUACCCCUGCAUCCCUCGUGGGGCUGCGCUUUGGGGACCAGAUCCUACAAAUUGAUGGGCGUGACUGCGCUGGGUGGAGCACAGACAAAGCCCACCGGGCAGUGAAGAAGGCCUCAGCAGAGAAGAUUGUUAUGGUGGUUCGGGAUAGGCCUUUCCAGCGAACCAUCACCCUGCACAAGGACAGCACUGGGCACGUCGGCUUUGUCAUCAAGAAGGGGAAGGUCUGCUCUGUGGCCAAAGGGAGUUCUGCAGCACGCAAUGGGCUCCUCACCAACCACUGUUUGUGUGAAGUAAAUGGGCAGAAUGUCAUUGGGCUGAAGGACAAAGAGAUCACAGAGAUUCUGGCAGCUGCAGGGAGUGUGGUCACCCUGACCAUCAUCCCCACCGUCAUCUAUGAGCACAUGGUCAAAAAGUUGUCUCCAAGCCUGCUCCACCACACCAUGGACCACUCCAUCCCUGAUCUCUGAAGCCACGGACUGAAGCUCAGCCCUCCAUCUCCUGCAGGAGAAAGGCAGGUCCUCAGAUGACAGACCUCAGGAGAGCCCUCUUGUUGAGGACAGGACUGCUUGGGGGUGGGGUGGGGGCAUGUUCGAGGUAGGACUGCAUGGGAUCAUGUGGGCCUGUCUUUGUACCAACCACAGGCCUCCAGGAAACCUCAGAUCCGUAAUUGUGUCAGAGUCCAGGCUGUGCCCCUGUCAGCUGGUGCUGUGAAAAUUGAAAUGCUAGGCACAUAGGCAGGCAGGCUACAUAUUUCUGAAAGUCCUGGCUGGGUCUCUUUCAAGACUUUGCCUCUACCAGCAAAAAAAAAAAAAAAAAAAAAAAGUUCCAAGUUUUGAGAAAAUAGAAACAAUUUCUUUGUGACAAAUUUUCUCUUUACUUGUUCUUUGUAUAUAGUUGUAACCCUUUACUUCCUUUCAAUAAAGAUCUGAUUAUAAAAAAAAAAAA